CUUCCUGGAGGCUGCGGCGCACGGCUUGCAGAGGGAAGGGACGGGCUGCUGGGCCCAUGUUGGCUGCAGAGGGGGGACUCCCGCAGGGCCGCCCCCAUGUUGCGUUUUCCGACCUGUUUCCCGUCCUUUCGGGUGGUGGGAGAGAAGCAGCUGCCGCAGGAGAUUAUUUUCCUGGUUUGGUCGCCCAAGCGGGAUCUCAUUGCUUUGGCCAACACAGCGGGCGAGGUUUUACUUCAUCGACUUGCAAGUUUUCAUCGAGUUUGGAGCUUUCCACCAAAUGAAAAUACAGGAAAGGAAGUGACCUGUCUGGCUUGGAGACCAGAUGGCAAACUUUUGGCCUUUGCUCUUGCUGACACCAAGAAAAUUGUUUUGUGUGAUGUGGAAAAACCUGAAAGCUUGCACUCUUUUUCUGUGGAGGCUCCAGUUUCUUGUAUGCAUUGGAUGGAAGUGACUGUAGAAAGCAGUGUUCUAACAUCCUUUUAUAAUGCUGAAGAUGAAUCAAAUCUUCUCUUACCUAAAUUACCUACAUUGCCAAAAAAUUACAGCAACACCUCAAAAAUAUUUAGUGAAGAAAAUUCUGAUGAAAUUAUUAAGCUCUUGGGAGAUGUCAGGCUUAAUAUUCUUGUCCUUGGAGGAAGCUCUGGAUUUAUUGAGCUUUAUGCUUAUGGAAUGUUCAAAAUUGCUCGAGUCACAGGAAUUGCUGGUACUUGUCUGGCCUUAUGUUUAUCAAGUGAUUUGAAAUCAUUAUCAGUGGUCACAGAGGUUUCUAGCAGUGGUGCUUCAGAAGUUUCAUACUUUCAGCUUGAAACCAAUCUAUUGUAUUCUUUCUUACCUGAAGUAACUCGGAUGGCCAGAAAAUUUACUCACAUUUCAGCUCUUUUACAGUAUAUUAAUUUGUCACUAACAUGUAUGUGUGAAGCAUGGGAAGAAAUACUGAUGCAGAUGGAUUCUCGUCUCACCAAGUUUGUACAGGAAAAGAACACAACCACUUCAGUGCAAGACGAAUUCAUGCAUCUCCUGUUGUGGGGAAAAGCAAGUGCUGAACUUCAGACUCUCUUGAUGAACCAGUUAACAGUAAAGGGCUUAAAAAAGCUUGGCCAGUCUAUAGAGUCAUCAUAUUCCAGUAUACAAAAAUUGGUUAUAAGUCACUUACAGAGUGGCUCAGAGUCUUUAUUAUAUCAUUUGAGUGAAUUGAAAGGAAUGGCUUCAUGGAAGCAAAAAUAUGAACCUCUUGGACUAGAUGCUGCAGGAAUUGAAGAUGCUAUUACUGCUGUGGGUUCUUUUAUACUCAAGGCAAAUGAACUUCUUCAAGUUAUAGAUAGUAGUAUGAAAAACUUCAAAGCAUUUUUUCGGUGGCUCUAUGUGGCAAUGUUGAGAAUGACAGAAGACCAUGUGCUUCCUGAGCUGAAUAAGAUGACUCAAAAAGAUAUCACAUUUGUUGCUGAAUUUCUUACUGAACAUUUCAAUGAGGCUCCAGACCUUUAUAAUCGAAAAGGAAAAUACUUUAAUGUUGAAAGAGUUGGUCAGUACUUGAAAGAUGAAGAUGAUGAUCUUGUGUCACCCCCUAACAAAGAGGGAAACCAGUGGUAUGAUUUUCUUCAAAAAAGCAGCCACCUUAAAGAAAGUCCUUUGCUGUUUCCUUAUUAUCCUCGAAAAUCAUUGCAUUUUGUGAAAAGGCGGAUGGAGAAAAUUAUUGAUCAGUGUUUGCAAAAGCCAGCAGAUGUAAUUGGAAAAUCGAUGAAUCAAGCAAUCUGCAUUCCAUUAUAUAGAGAUACUAGAAGUGAGGACUCUACACGUAGAUUAUUCAAAUUUCCUUUUCUGUGGAAUAAUAAAACUUCAAAUCUACAUUAUCUCCUUUUUACUAUUUUAGAAGAUUCACUUUAUAAAAUGUGCAUUUUAAGGAGACAUACUGAUAUUUCCCAAUCUGUAAGUAAUGGACUAAUUGCUAUUAAAUUUGGAAGUUUUACAUAUGCCACAACUGAAAAAGUCCGAAGAAGCAUCUACAGUUGUUUAGAUGCACAGUUUUAUGAUGAUGAAACUGUAACGGUAGUUCUUAAAGACACUGUAGGACGUGAAGGAAGGGAUAGACUCUUGGUCCAGUUGCCAUUGUCUUCAGUGUAUAACAGUGAAGAUUCUGCAGAGUAUCAAUUCACUGGAACUUACUCUACAAGGCUAGAUGAACAAUGUAGUGCUAUUCCCACACGUACCAUGCAUUUCGAGAAGCACUGGAGAUUACUGGAAAGUAUGAAAGCACAGUAUGUUGCUGGGAAUGGUUUUCGAAAAGUGUCCUGUGUGUUAAGCUCCAAUCUCCGUCAUGUGCGGGUAUUUGAAAUGGACAUAGAUGAUGAGUGGGAACUCGACGAGUCUUCCGAUGAAGAGGAGGAGGCCAGUGAUAAGCCUGUAAAAAUAAAGGAAGAAGUGUUGUCCGAGUCGGAGACAGAGAACCAACCAGCCGGCACUGCUGCUUUAGCUCCAGAGAUAGUCAUUAAAGUGGAAAAACUUGACCCUGAGCUAGACUCAUAAUUUAGUUUGCCAUUUUUGUGUCUGUUAUUAAAGCAUAAAGGACAUAGGAGAUGGACUAAGACGUCUUGGACCACUUUUAAUUUUCUUUGUGUAACAAAGAAACAGUAAAUUUUACUUUUUCAUAUUCUGUUUCAUCUUCUCAGUGAUAUAGUCACUAUAAUAGACUUUCUUUUUGCUGAGAUAUCUUUUUAAUACUGUGUGCAGAGCUAGUCUUUAAGGAAAACAUAAAUUGAAUGUGAAGACAAAGUUCAGUCUUUCCGGUCAAAAGGUAGGUAUCAGGAAUUAUUCCUGUAUCAGAAAGAAAUUACAUUUAAAUAGUCAUUCAUCACUGGAUGUUUUGAUGCAUUUAGUAUUUUUAAACCGUAGACAUUUAUUCCUAUUUGUCCAUCUUCCCCUUCAGGUUCAUAUUAGGUCUCCAGGAUGCUUUCAAAAUUAUGUUUCAAAAUAAAUUAUAUUGAUUUACUGUAAUGCAAAGCCGAAGAUGGAUCUGUCUUUUAUGUCUUAAAUAGCAAAAACACUGCUUGAUAUUUACAUGAUUAUCUUUUCUUAUUUUGUUGCUGUAUUUGAACUCUGAAUUCUUUGAAUCAGCAGUGUUGAGAUGUGUCUUUUUCCUUGUUUUGACUUCGUCAAGGACAUACAGUCAUUAUCUAUUUGAUUGACUACUUGGGAACAUGAGAAAUAUGGAUCAACUAAACAUAAUCUAGCGUUAGUGUAGAUAAGCUGCUAUUGAUUUCCUAGUGCUCAUUCCUAAAACAGAAUAGUGCAAAGAAUUUCCAUUUUAUAUAUGAAUCCCAAUAUCAGUUCACUGAUAAAUGAAAAGAUCACUUUUUAAAGCUUUAAGUAUCUGUAGGCAGGAAGAUAGACUAUAACCAGGUGAGUGGGUAGGUAGCUGUUACACUUGGAUUUUAGGUACCUGUCUCUCUAGGUAGUCCAGCCUACUGAAGGGAAGACUAAAUGGAAGCCACAGCCGUGUGUGCGUAGCAUUCGGUGCUGAUCGGCAGGAGGCUGUGCUGGUCUGCAGCCUUGCCUGUGAUGGGCCUUAAACCCAGUUAAUAGUUAUUUAAAUGUUUACUAAUGGUUGGUCACUGUUCAUGGGAUAGUGCAGGAUGUCUUGCAUUAGCUUUUGUGAGCAAGAAAGGUAAACUGUCAGAUGACAUUACGGAGAAAUUGUAGGUUAUAGGUGUGUAUGGCAUUUUUUGAAUGAAUGUAUUGUACAGAUUUACCAUGUAACAUUUAAAGAGCUUAAAUGGAUCUUAGGGCAAAUAAUUACAGCUUAUUCCUAGAAUGAUUUACAGUUUUACAAUAAGCAGCCAGGUUUUUAUUAGUAAUCUGUCCCACGUGACUUCAGCAUUGGAUUUGUAAAGAUUUUUCGAUAUGUACAUGUUUGCUUUCUGUGGUUCCAGCCCAGACAUAAGUUGAAACUGAGACUCUCAAACUCUUCCCUUGUCUUGAACCAGGGAUCAGUAAUACUUCUAUGGAUAUACUAGCUAUCCCUUAACAUCGAGUUAAAUUAAGUAAUGUGACUCAUUCCUAAUUAUGGGAGAACUGUUUUUCAUUAAUGCUUCUAAUGUAUAUAGCAAAUAUUUAGGAACUAGAAUUGUAUCAAACUGAAAACAGUUUAAAUUGAUAUCUGAAUAUCUCAAGUUUUAAGGUGUAUAGAGCAAAUAAUUUUCUGUUUAUUGUAUGUUUAGAAAUAUGCUAUAAUUUUUAUAUCAUUAGACACUUUGCUUUUAAUAUUUAGAGUCAGUCUGAUCAUUACAGACUGUUACUUUAUUUUUAGUAUGUUUAGCUGCACAUGCUGAAUUUGAGUUUUGAAUUUAGUGAAAUGUGGGGAUAUGGAAGACCCUGGGGACCCCACAGCGCCUGGCCCUGAGACGGUGGGGUAAUUGAGUGCCUCUCUCGGGGUUGGAGGACUAAAUGAGAGGGGUACUUGUAGAGCGUUGUGGUUGGCACAUAUGAGAUACCUGAUAAAGACAAGCACUUCUUAUUUACAGUAUUCUGUUUUUCAAGGUAAAUUGUGUUCUAGGAAUUUAAAUAGUUUCUCUUCUUUUGCCAGACUUAAUAGAACUGUGACAAUAAAUAGUCUUUCUGAUUCUC
Messenger RNA from Lemur catta (Ring-tailed lemur), 4620 nucleotides. RefSeq names its product anaphase promoting complex subunit 4 (gene ANAPC4). The record is from RefSeq and is a predicted model, not a curated record. Lineage: Eukaryota; Metazoa; Chordata; Mammalia; Primates; Lemuridae. Gene Ontology annotation, cellular component: anaphase-promoting complex; nuclear periphery. Gene Ontology annotation, biological process: positive regulation of mitotic metaphase/anaphase transition; protein K11-linked ubiquitination; anaphase-promoting complex-dependent catabolic process. The coding region runs from base 97 to 2523 and encodes 808 amino acids. Gene Ontology annotation, molecular function: protein binding. The transcript has 29 exons.